AUGGUCAAGAGGUUUGAUAAGAAGAACGCUACAACAUAUAGCGUGGUUCAUAGAGCACACGAUGACGCUAAAUUCUAUGACGAAGAUGCAUCUCAGAAUGUGUUGGUACCUGCUGCAGAACUGCAGAAUCAAGCCAAAAGAGCGUCCCAAAAUAAGAAGAAGGUCUUUACACUCAAUGACCUUGAACACAGUUUGAAAGAAAAGGUUCGAGAUAACGAGGGAAUGGCAAGUCAAUAUGGAAUAAUGUUUGACGACUCUAAGUACGACUAUAUGCAGCAUUUGAAGCCUAUUGGCGAGGCAACGGACGCGGUAUUUAUACCGGCAAAGACAAAGGGAGAAAACAAAUCUAAACAGAUGAGUUUAGAGGAGUUGCUCAAGGAGCAGCUUCCGUCUAAAGAAAAGAGGAGGGAUGUGACUAGAGACUUGAAUCAGAGUAUUCCCGAUGAAUUAAAAGGGUUUCAACCUGAUAUGGAUCCGCGGUUGAGGGAAGUGUUAGAAGCAUUAGAAGAUGAAGCUUAUAUAGAAGAAGUGAAAGUGGGGAGUCAAGACGAUGGCGAUGAGGAGUAUGACGACGAUGUAUUUGCUGAUUUGCUCAAGUCUGGAGAGGUUGAAAACGAGGACGAGUUUUAUGCACAAGGCGAGGAUGAUUACGACGAAUGGGACCUUGAUAAUUAUGAAGACGAGUACAAUGAGAAGUAUGAAGCGAAUUUGGAGGAAGAAGAGAAAGGAGAAGAGAAAAGGGAUUGCGCCGGAGUAAAUGAAAACUGGCAGCGAGAUUUCAUGAAAUUCAAAAAGGAAACUAAUAAUCGUACAAAUGAAUGGGAUUCUAGCGACGAAUUCGAGGAAGACGAAGAGGAAGAUCUAAUGUCUGAAAAAGACACUAUUGGCGAUCUUCCCAACAUCCAAUCAAAAAAAGCAAAGUCAAAAACAAAGCUAAGGAAGAAGAAGGGAGCCAUGACAGAUACAAGCUCUUUUUCAAUGUCUUCGUCGGCAUUGUACAGAACAGAAGGUCUAUCGCUAUUGGAUGAUAGAUAUGAGCAGUUGAACAAAAGAUACGAAAGUGAAGAAACCAAGAAUAACUUUGAGCCCAAGCCCUUUGAUACGAAGGAAGAAAGGACCGAUUUCGAAGAUAUGCUUGACGACUUUUUGGAUAACUACGAGUUGCAAAGCGGAGGUCGCAGAUUCGCUAAAAAAGAUGAGGAAAAGAAGAAGUUGCAGGCAGCUGCAAACUCCGUGUCACGCGGGAAACGAGCAAUGAAGUUGAACAAAGCAUUUGAACAGAUGAAAGUUGAAUAA
Lodderomyces oxycetoniae is the source of this 1296-nucleotide messenger RNA. It is a transcript of the gene LTV1, whose product is annotated as Ltv1p. The transcript has a single exon. The coding region runs from base 1 to 1296 and encodes 431 amino acids. The record is from RefSeq and is a predicted model, not a curated record. Gene Ontology annotation, cellular component: preribosome, small subunit precursor; nucleus; cytosol. Gene Ontology annotation, biological process: ribosomal small subunit biogenesis; ribosomal small subunit export from nucleus. Lineage: Eukaryota; Fungi; Ascomycota; Pichiomycetes; Serinales; Debaryomycetaceae.